This is a messenger RNA of Pimephales promelas (fathead minnow), 4629 nucleotides long. RefSeq names its product ABI family member 3 binding protein a (gene abi3bpa). Gene Ontology annotation, molecular function: protein binding. The record is from RefSeq and is a predicted model, not a curated record. NCBI's taxonomy places the organism in Eukaryota, Metazoa, Chordata, Actinopteri, Cypriniformes, Leuciscidae. Gene Ontology annotation, biological process: extracellular matrix organization; positive regulation of cell-substrate adhesion.
UCCAAAACACACAAAAUCAUACCACAGUUUCUCUCACAGAGUGUCCAUUGACACCUGAUCUGAGAUCACUUUAAAAGACAAGGAGAAAACAUAUGAUUCAUGAAAGAACAACUGCAAAAGUUUAAAGAAAAGAGGUUUGAGUGGACUUUAUGAGCUCUGUAUUGUUUUCUCUGAGGAAAAAAAGGACAACAUGCAAGCCUUCCUCCUCCUCUUCCUCUGCGAGAUCUUGCUGCUGAGACAGACCUCCGCAAGCACAAUGAUAGAGCAAAGACACAACAUGAGGGUGCGUAUCAGCACUGUUGGAGACACCAUUGUAUUCAAGUUCAUUCGGCCUCACGUGGACAGCAGACUGGAGGGAUAUAUCCUGGGCUAUGGCAGUAGCAUGCUCUCCAAACAAUUAAUUCAUCUGCCCGAGGAUGGACAACCCUUUGAGACUGAGAUAGAUGCUGAGCCCAAAUAUCUUAUUGCGGUACAAUCAAAGAAACCUGAGGAACCUAGGAAACAAUGCACAGGGAAAGUGGAUCUAGAUAAACCACUAAACGUUGUGAUCGGCUCGGUGACACAGUCGUCGGUGCUGCUGUCCUGGGGGACACUAACCACCUCAAUCAUGGAUUCCAUUCUGGAGGACUGUAUUGAUGAAGGACAGUUCACAGUGCGCUACAGAGAGAAAGAACCCAGCAAUACCUGGAACUACCAGACCUGUCCAUCCACCAGCACCGUCAUCGACAACCUCAAACCAGAUGCUCUGUAUGAGUUUGCGGUCCGACCAGACACUGACAAAAACAUUGGAGCCUGGAGCCCACCAGUCAUCCAUAACACAGCUGAUCAAAUAAUAGAGCCAUUUAAUGAACUGAUCAAGGCGAAGGUUAAAAAGCCAGUCUUAGCAGGCCAACCAUCAUUCUUGCCUCCUGUGCCAGUAUCAAACAACAUUACCCAGACAAGAGCAGCUCCUCUCCUCAAACACACUGGCCUUCCAAAGCCAUGGAAAACUACAGUUUCGUUUAGAGGGGCGGAAAAUCCAACAACAGCUCCUGAUGAUCAACCUGCCUUGAAUGAGGCCCUUAGUUCCACUCACACACCUAUCUUUCUGGCCAUGCCAAAAACCACAAGCACAGUUCGAACUCAAAAUCCCACUAGUCACCUUAGCACUACCCAAACAGAUCAACAUACUACUUUAACCCCACAUCAACCUACGACAACUCAGCCAGAACCUUCCACAACCAAACUACAAACCAGCACAACCCAACCACCACCCACUACAACCAAAACAUAUACCAUCAAAACACAGAUCCCAGUUAAAGUUCAACCAUAUACAGCCAAACAGCUACUGAAUACAGCCCAACAACAGUUUAGUGAAACAACACCUAGUUCAUCUACAACCAAACCACCACUUCACCAAACCCAACAACACACCACAAGCACUGUCCAGGAACAUCCCUACCCAGCUAAGAAACAAGACACCAUAACUCAAGAGAGUCUCCAUACAAGGAAAAUUCAGCCCAGUGCCAAGCUGCAUCGGUUGACCACAACCCAACGUUCACAAGGCACGUCCAAACACCGAACCACUCACACUUUCUCAAAAUCCACUCCCUAUUACCAGUCCAGAACAAUCACACAUUCUGAACAGCCAAACGACAAACCAACAACAGAACCGAAUUGGUCCACAAUUGUCCAUUCUCCAACAAACACAGCUUUGAAUUUACCCACAACUUUAACAAACAUGCAGAAUGGAUUAGAGUCACAGCAGACUACCGAUUUGAUCAGACAACCAGUAUUUAGCACUAAUCCAUCUAUCCCUGAAGAAUUGUCUGCAUCCCAUAUUUCCACAACUGAAGAUUUGCCUCUUAAACUUAACACUAAUCCAUCUAUCCCUGAAGAAUAUUCUGUAUCCCGUAUUACCACAACUGAAGAUUUGCCUCUUAAAUUUAGCACUAAUCCAUCUGUCCCUGAAGAAUAUUCUGCAUCCCAAAUUACCACAAUUGAAGAUUUGCCUCUUCCCAAAAACGUACAGGAUUUGACUCCACACCCUAUAUAUACUCUCACUUUUUGGCACCAGCCCCAACUCACCACCACAACACAACAUUCAACAACUACAAAACAGCAAGCUAGCACUGCCAAAUACAACCCCAAAACGUAUUCCCACGUUGAAAACCAACCACCUAACCCUAAAAAACAGUUGCCGGGUACCCAAAAAACCCCACCAAACCUGACACCUAAAACUGCUUUCAUCAAAUCCGAUGCUAUUCAAAACUCACCCGUGGCGGAGAAGGUAACAGUGAGGAUGAGUCAACCAGGUCCACCAGAGGCUAGUUCCCAGCCAAAGCCAAAGGAUGAACAGCUACUAUCACUGCCAACACUUACAAAUGAGGUGGCCAGUAGGAAUGAUGGCAGAGGUAUCUUCCGUAACCCUUCGGUGUCCCGCCCCUUGGCUCGAAAUGUUACACAGAGACUGAGGCCUCAUGGUCGUGUCCCUCUGAUUUCCCCUACAAAGACUUUCAGGCCACCCCCUGUGUAUCGUAACUCAACUCUCAACAGGAAAAGGGUGCCUCAUGGUGAGCGCCAUAUAGGCCUUUCGGCGGCCAAAACUCCGAAGGGUCCCAGAAAGCAACUUGUUAAGACAAAGCUAAACCAGGUUUCAGAGACUAAAGAAAAGGAAAAGAUUAUUGAUCUGAAGCAGAUGGACCCAGUCCCAGAUCUGAAACCUCUAGUUCCUCCCACUACUGCAAAAACAGACAAGCAAGAGACAACACCACAAUCUGCUUUUGAAGGCAGUCGUUUUCACACCAGCGACAACUCCUCUGUAUUCAGUCCUCAUCCCCUAUCUGAGGUGGAUGCAACGGGGAAGAAACGUUUUGUAGCGCCUCAUGUGAUCUACAGAACUGACAAACGCCCGGAGGAACCCUGCUCUCUCACGAAGUCUCUCAGCUUAUUUCCUGAUGAGGAGGUGGUAUACAUGAAUGUCACUGGCCCACCCAAGACCCCUCCAUCCAACCUUACUGUAGUCACAGUAGAGGGAUGCCCCUCUUUCAUCAUCCUUGACUGGGAGAAAACAGACAAUGAGACCACAGAAUAUGACGUAGUUUCCUCAACCAAGGGUCCACAUGGAGAAGAGGUGUCCAUCCAAACAACAAAUCAAACACAUACCGCUGUGGAGAACCUGAAACCAGAGAGCAGUUAUGAAUUCAAAGUUACACCCAAAAACGAGCUGGGUGCAGGCCCAACCAGUGAUCCAGUCAGGUUCAGUACUGAGUCAGCUGAUCCUCGCGUAAGUGAAAUCCCCACUGGUAAAAAUGCCAUCUGGUCAUCGUUUACGUUCAAAGCCGACUCAUACUCAGAGUGCAAUGGCCAGCAGUUCAUAAAGCGGACCUGGUACCGCAAGUUUGUGGGUAUCCAGUUGUGCAACUCUCUCAGAUACAAAAUCUACCUGAGCGACUCUCUUAAAGGGAAGUUCUACCACAUAGGAGAUCAAUCAGGGUAUGGGGAGGACCACUGCCAAUUUGUCGAUUCAUUCCUGGACGGACGAACAAGUGGUCCUCUUCCGCAAAACCAAUUACCACCCAGACAAGGCUUUUUCCGGGCCAUGCGUCAAGAGCCAGUCAAUUUUGGGGAGAUCGGAGGAAAUUCCAUGAUCAACUAUGUGGCCUGGUACGAGUGCGGGAUACCCAUUCCCGGGAAGUGGUAGGACCUCGAGGAGCAUAUGGAAGACAUGACGGAUAAGAAAAAGCAGUUCCAAUGGAAGAACCUUUUUUGAUUGCGUACAGACAGAGUAUGUAUCUCUGUUUUUUGGUUAUCGAGCACAUAUAGAAUUAUUUAUACUGAAAUCUCAAACAGUGCAGCAAAUGCACAGAGCUGAAUAAAUGUUACCAUUGAGAAUAUAGGGAAGCAGGCUCCCUUAAAGGCUAAAUAAAGGUGUAUAUUAUUUAUCAAAAUGUUGAAUAUGCCACCUAAACAAAGGCAAUAUUUUUAAAGCUCAUGUUCUAUUCUUCCAUACAAUUUUUGUUAUAGCUCAAUUAUUUAGUGGUGGGACUCAUUUGGGAUGAUGAACUGCUGCUUAGGAGUUGCCAAAGUAAUUUCUAAAGGUGGAUUUUCUCCCAGUAAACAGUCCUUUUUUGGAUCUUGCAAGUGUUGUGCAAAAGUUACCAGGUUUACUGGCUUUAUAUGGUCAUGGCAGGAGUUGAACAAUUGGACAUAUCUGUAGUGUUUCAGUUACACUGGUCCCAUGCGAAGUCUUUUGGGGUUGCUUUUAAAAUACUGUGUAUUUUAACAUUUAUCUGGGUGCAAUGCUUUGCCCCUAGACUUUCAUUCUAAGUGCUUUGACCAUUUUUUUUCCAUAUAGAGUUUUUUUCUGUUAUUUUUUUGUGAAACACGCUGUUAAUAACAUACUGAACCCAGAACAUUCCUUCAACAGCUCAAACUCGACAUUAAACAAGAAAUUUAAAGAGUAUAGGCCUUAUAAUCCAUGCAGCUUUUCCAUUAAUUGUUGUAAUUGUACUGUUUUUAAUGUCAGAAAUGCAAUAUCACUUUAACAAGGAAGUCUUUUGUUUUGUACAGAAGUUCAGUGACUGUAAAAAAGUUUUUACAUUUAAAUUUUGAUUUAUCUGCUUUACUAAUAAAAGCACAAGUAAUCUA